AUGAACGCUCCGAGGAUACUCAGCAGGGUGGCAUUCCGCCGCUCCUGCGCAGCGCUGCAAUGCGCUGCCCCCCGCCGCGCCUACGGCAGCCCGUCCUUCCAGUCCUAUCCCCUCUACUCGAACAACAACACACCGCCUCCUGCGAGAGGCGACGGAAUUCCCGAGACCUCGAUCGCUACGCCGGAUCCCCUCCCGAAGGUGAACGAGACGAGACCCCCCAAGAUCCCUUCGCAGAUGGCACCCCGGCAGCAGUCCUCGACAGCGCAAACGACGGCAAACACAUCCCUGGCGACCUCGGAGGCGUCGGCGACGUCGUCGGCGCAAACAGCCGGCGCCGUGGCCCCCGCGCCCAAGGUGUCGGAACAGGCGGCCCAGACCCCUAAGCCGACGGGCCGCCCGCAGCGCAAGCUCCGCGCGCGCAAGGCGGCGAUGAAGCUGUCACCGUCGGCCGUGGAGCAGCUGCGCGCGCUACUGGAUCAGCCGGAGCCGAAGCUGAUCAAGGUCGGCGUGCGCAACAGGGGCUGCUCGGGCCUGGCCUACCACCUCGAGUACGUCGACAAGCCCGGCAGCUUCGACGAGGAGGUGGUGCAGGACGGCGUCAAGGUGCUGAUCGACAGCAAGGCGCUGUUCAGCAUCAUCGGCAGCGAGAUGGACUGGGUCGAGGACAAGCUCAGCCAGCGGUUCGUGUUCAAGAACCCCAACAUCAAGGAGCAAUGUGGGUGUGGCGAGUCCUUCAUGGUUUGA
Molecule: messenger RNA, 744 nt
Organism: Colletotrichum graminicola M1.001
Lineage: Eukaryota; Fungi; Ascomycota; Sordariomycetes; Glomerellales; Glomerellaceae
Product: iron-sulfur cluster assembly accessory protein
Exons: 2
Coding region: 1-744 (247 amino acids)
Biological process (GO): iron-sulfur cluster assembly
Cellular component (GO): cytoplasm; mitochondrion
Molecular function (GO): 2 iron, 2 sulfur cluster binding
Source: RefSeq, a predicted model, not a curated record